AUGGCGGGGUUGACAAGUGUAGGUCGAUUACUGGAGCGACAUAAGAAUGAUUUUAAUGAUUUAGAUACUUCAAUAUUAAUUCAAAAACUGGAAAAUGCAGGUGUGAUAACUUCCGAAGAGAAGAGGCACCUCGAAGAAGCUAAUUCUUCUUCGAAAAUCACAGAUGGAAUUGUUAGUUUAAUUUCGCGCAAAGGAUACUCCGCUUUUCAAGAUCUGUGUUUAUCUUUGGAAAGUGUGUGCCCUCAUCUUCUAACGAAGUUUGCCCUGGAUAUAGCGGGCUUAGAAACUGAUGGUCCGAACAGCACCAACAAUUUGAAACUUGGUCUCCAGUUGGCGUUGAAAGAAAGAGACUCUAUGUUGAGGGAAAAUGCGGCUGCCGUUCAACAAAGAGAGUCUGCUUUGAGACAAUACAGCGAAAUGAAAAACGAACGAGAUCGGGCCAUCGCCAAUUUGGAAUCUUUGUCGCCAAAACUUACAGCCAGGGAGUUGAACCACUCUGCGGAGAACGGAGACUGCGAUGCUGGUGGACUCUCUCCAUCGAAAUGGGGGGAGAAGAGCUGCUUUUCGGAGGCCUUCACGGAUCCUGUUGAAGAAGUGGGAGGUGAAAGAGAAUGCUGGGAGUUCCACAAUAUCACUCUGUCCAGGGUUUCUGGGUAUGGUUUUGGUAUCGCCGUAAGCGGAGGCAGAGACAAUCCACAGUUCGCCAACGGUGACACUGCUAUCGCCAUUUCGGACGUUCUAAAAGCGGGACCUGCGGAAGGAAAACUCAAGAUUAACGACCGGGUUAUUAGUGCGAACGGAGUGUCCCUGGAAAACGUGGAUUAUGCGACGGCUGUCCAGGUCCUCAGAGAAUGUGGACCCACUGUUAAUUUAGUCAUUAAAAGAAGAAUAGUGUUGCCACCAAAUACGAAUGGCCCCCAAACUCUGAAGGUCACGCUCACCAAGAGCAAGAAAAAAGAUGAUUUCGGAAUUGUACUCGGGUGCUGGAUCUACAUAAAAGAAAUUACGAAUAGAUCAUUGUUAGCUAAGGAUGAAUCCGUUCAAGAAGGGGACAUCCUCACAAAGAUAAAUAAUAAUAGCAUUGAUGGUCUUUCGUUAAAAGAAGCCAAGAAGCUAAUUGAAAAUACGAAAGAAAAGCUGCACCUUGUAAUCAGAAGAGAAGGCAACAAAUCUACGGAUAACCAGGAUCAUGUAUCUAGUCGAUAUAUUCCAGAAAUUAUCAACAUUCCUAAUAAAGAUUUCAAAUCCACAUUGGAAAAGAUCACGGAUAAAAAUAACUUGUCAAGACCUGAUCCACGAUUCAUAUCAUUCCAAAAAGAUGGUAGUGUAGGCAUCCGUCUUACAGGAGGUAAUGAAGUUGGAAUAUUUGUGACAGGUGUCCAACAUGGAACAUCUGCCUUCCUGCAAGGUUUACAAACCGGGGAUAAAAUAUUGAAGGUGAAUGACAUAGAUAUGCGAGGCUUCACCAAAGAGGAAGCUGUAGCAUUAUUGGUUGGAAUACAAGACCAAGUUAAUUUAAUUGUUCAACAUAGAAAAGAUGAAUAUGAGGAUGUUAUCAAUCAUCAGAAAGGCGAUUCCUUUUAUAUCAGAACACAUUUCAGCUAUGAAAGCAAUGUUAAAGGAGAAGUAAGCUUUAAUAAAGGACAAGUUUUUCAUGUGAUCGACACUCUAUAUAAUGGCAAUCCAGGCUCUUGGCUUGUAUAUAGAUUGACCAGAAAUGGGCAAGAAAUACAAAGAGGUGUUAUUCCCAACAGCCAAAGAGCAAAGGAAUUGGCUCAAGCACAGCAAACUUCAUCAAAGAAAGAAGGCGACAGCGACAGUCGUGUAAACUUUUUCCGUCGAAGAGCUCGUCGUUCUAAGUCCCUAUGUAAAGAUCACUGGGAAGAUGUUGUUCUUGCUGAUACAGUCACUCGAUUCCCUCCAUAUGAAAGAGUUAUCCUAAAUCAACCUGGAUUUAUAAGACCAGUUGUGAUAUUUGGACCAAUCACAGACAUAGUUAAAGACAGACUUUUGAAAGAUUACCCAGAAUGCUAUGCAGCACCACAAUCUGAAAAUCAGUUGGAAGAAGAACAAAGCAAUUUAAAAUCACCUGGGAUUAUACGAUUAAGUUCCAUUAGAGAUGUUAUUGAUAAGGGUAAACAUGCCAUCUUAGAUAUAACUCCCAGUGCUGUCGACAGGUUGAAUUAUGCCCAGUUUUAUCCAAUUGUUGUGUUCAUGCAUGCUGAGAACAAACACAUUAUAAAAGAAUUACGAGCUAAAUUCGCAAAGUCAAGCUAUAAAAGUUCAAGAAAAUUAUAUGAACAUUCUGCAAAAUUGGAAAAGUUAUGGUCCCAUAUUUUUACAGCUUCAAUAUCCCUUACUACCGGCGAUUCAUGGUACAAAAAAUUGCAGGAGACGAUUGAUAGGCAACAGAAGCAACCUCUUUGGGUAUCAGAAUCCAAGCCUGAUGAGCCCAUAACAGACGAUUUCCUGUUUCCAAUGUCCUCACGAUUAACUUACGCCUCAUCUCCAGAGAGCGACCUUGACAUUUCCAUCGAUUCCCGUUCGGCAACCCUGAGGGAAUCGGUUUCAUACAACGAGAGGAGGUUGGUCAAGUCUUCCAGUGAUCCUAGCAUUACAGCCGCAGAAGAGUUAGCUGAUGCAAAAAAUUUAAAUCAGUAUCCUGCUUAUAGUUUAGGUAGAAAUGGACAGCUACCCUAUCCUUACUACAUCUUUCGCAGGGAAACUGCCAUACCGUUACAGUCAGUAUUCAAUGUGAACGAUAUGAUGACUUUACCAGCUAGAGUAUUGCCAGUGCAGACGGAAGAUUAUAUUCUGAAUUCAUCAAAGACAAAUGGAUGUAGCACUUUUACGCCACAACAACGUUCCAAAAUUGAUCCUUAUGCUACACUGACACCCAGUGAAAAAAUGGUGAAGCAAAUAAGUGGUGAAUUAAAGGAAAUGUAUGAAACAAGACCUCAUCAUAUGAAUCCACUACCUCCUCAAGUUGACAGAACAAAUAAACCUGCCAGACAUUAUGAGCAUGAAAAUCAAACAUUACCAGAUGUAAAUAUGAAUGUUUCCCAUGACUACAUCAACACUAUGGAAACUUUUGAAACAAUAAACUCUUUUCCAGAUAGACAAAUAUAUAUAGAAAGACCUACAUAUUCUGAUGAAUCUCAUGGCCUUCCAAAUAGCAUGUCAUGCUUUUCUAACCAGCCAAUGUUAUCACCUAAUCAUGACAUAUUAGAUGCUAUACCACAAAGGUCGUUCCCUAAUCCUCCGAUGCCAUAUCAGUCCAUGACUUUAGAUCGAGCCAAAUUUAGCCACAUGAAAGCAAGACAUGACACAAAACCACCACCUCCUCCCCCUCCAGUCAAAUCAGCCAAGACCAGGUUGUCCGAUGGCCGUCCCAUUCCUCCGCCCAAACCCUCACAACUGCAGUUGAGAAAUGUUACCAUGCCCCUGGACAAUUCCAUAAAAAGUCACGAGCUAGUCCCCAAGCAGAACAGUUCCGAUCAGCCCGUGUCACCCUACCACUCCAGGUCCUACCCCACUUCUCCGUCCAAGCCCCCUCCCCCUCCCAAGAGGAGAGAGCCCAGUUACUACAAGCAGCAGACCAAUGGAGCCAUGAUGGGACAUUCUUACAGCCAGGACAACAUGUAUUCUCCGAGCCGAGCGUACAGCAACGUCACGUUCAGGGAUUCCCAGAAGCCUGUUCUGACAAACUCCCCUACGCGCUCUUCUCCCCCUCCCCCACCCCCCAUGGGGCUCGAUCUCUCUUCCAGGGAAAACCGAGGAAGCGCAUUCGAGCUGUAUAAGAAGUCAGAAAUGAAUCAUCACGAUGGUAGCCUGGGAAACCAUAAGAGGUACUUUUUAGAAGAACCGAAUUCAACUCACAAUGUCAUAGCGACAGCCCAAGGUGUCUUUGGCAGUGAAGGGGGCACUCUUACCUCUCGAGAAACUGGAGUGACCGUCAUCAUACCUCCCGGGGCCAUCUGCGAAGGAGAAAGGCAUGAAAUCUAUUUCAAAGUUUGUCAAGACACGAACAUGCUUCCACCCCUAGAUAAAGAUAAAGGAGAGACAUUGUUGAGCCCUUUAGUAAUGUGUGGUCCUCACGGUCUCAAAUUCAAGGUUCCAAUUGAACUCAGACUACCUCAUUGUGCCUCCAUAAGUCCAGAUAGUUGGUCCUUUGCCCUUAAGUCGAGUGAUACAUCAAACGGAGAGCCAGCAGAGUGGCAGAAUGUGUCCUUGGACAACAGAGAUGGUAUGACAUCAAGCCGAGUGGAGAACGAUUACGUUUCUGUACUAGUAGAUCACUUUUAGACUUUUAAAUGUAAAUUAUCCAUGAAACUUGUAAGAUAUUGAAGAUUAUGUCUGCCAAAGAUUUUUGUAUGAAAUAGUUUAUUCGUCUUAGUUCAUGAGAGUUUAGUUAUAAUUUUUCAAGCAUUUCUUUUCUAUUGAAGUAUUUAAAACAUGAUUUAGUCAUUUUGUACUCUUCUUAACCUUGUUUAUUAACUCUUUAUAAUCAAACUGUUAGUUCAUAUGUUUUUUAAAUAUUGCCAACUAAAAUGAUCUUUAUUCCAUUGUUUCUACAAAGUCACUUAUGAAAACUCAUUUCAUUUGGGGAAAAAAUUGCUGUUACAAGUGUUUAAAUGUAAAUAAAAUAUUGCCUGCAAAUUUUGUUUUUCUUUUCAUUUCCAUGCAUCAGAAAGAGCUAUGUUUUGUUUAUUGUGAAUAUUGACCUAUCGGAUAACUGGGUUGGCACAGAAUACUGUGAUUGAGAAAUAUUGUAGAGUGCUGAUAAACAAUGUAUAAACCUACACAGUGUUUUUUUUUUUCUUUUUUAAAUUUAUGUACGCCUUCUAUGUAAAACUUUCUUGAGGCGCAUAUGUACUCCAUUUUUGUUGAGCACAAUGUUUCCAUUAUCUUUUUAUUCAUUCCUU
Molecule: messenger RNA, 4925 nt
Organism: Uloborus diversus
Lineage: Eukaryota; Metazoa; Arthropoda; Arachnida; Araneae; Uloboridae
Product: tight junction protein ZO-1-like
Exons: 32
Coding region: 1-4305 (1434 amino acids)
Biological process (GO): cell-cell adhesion; cell-cell junction organization; protein localization to cell-cell junction
Cellular component (GO): plasma membrane; bicellular tight junction
Molecular function (GO): cell adhesion molecule binding
Source: RefSeq, a predicted model, not a curated record